Messenger RNA from Camelina sativa (false flax), 2054 nucleotides. Lineage: Eukaryota; Viridiplantae; Streptophyta; Magnoliopsida; Brassicales; Brassicaceae. The record is from RefSeq and is a predicted model, not a curated record.
UUCCCGGAAAACGAGAGAGAAAGUGCGAAAAAAUUCCAAAACUCUUUUCUUCUUUUUCUCUCUCUACGUUUCUCUUUGCGUUAGACGACGGAGCUUUAAGCGUAUCAGUUCUAUGCAUUAAGCACCAUUUUUUUCUUCUUUCUCUUAGGAGUCGAGAGAGAUCGUAGCGAUGAAAACCAAACAGCAAUCGCGAUACCUCGCUACGAUUCUGCUCACGGUGCUUCUCUUUGUGCUAGCGAAGGCUAAUACUGAUCCGCUCGAAGUUUUGGCACUUCAAGAUCUCUACAAAUCCCUGAGCAAUCCAGAGCAGCUGAGAGGAUGGAGAUUGGAGGGUGGAGAUCCAUGCGGAGAAACUUGGAUGGGAGUUUCUUGUUCUGGUUCUUCUAUUGUAGACCUACAACUACGAGAGUUAAAGCUUUUGGGAAGCCUUGGAAACCAACUUCAACAUCUCCACAACUUGAAGACCAUGGAUGUGAGCUUCAAUAAUCUUCAAGGUGAAAUUCCAUUUGGCUUGCCUCCAAAUGCUACUCAUAUAAACAUGGCUUGUAACAAUCUGACCCAGAGUAUCCCUUUCUCCUUACCUCUUUUGACAUCUCUUCAGUCUCUGAAUUUGAGCCAUAAUUCAUUAUCUGGACCUCUUGGAAAUGUGUUUUCUGGCUUACAAAUUAAAGAAAUGGAUCUGUCAUUCAAUAACCUGACGGGAGAUCUACCAAGCUCUUUUGGAACUCUGAUGAAUCUGACUUCACUGUACCUCCAGAACAACAGAUUAACAGGAUCAGUCAUAUAUCUCGCGGAUCUUCCUUUAGCUGACCUGAAUAUCGAAGAUAACCAAUUCAGUGGUAUUAUCCCAAGUCAUUUUCAGUCCAUUCCCCAUCUGUGGAUUUUGGGAAACAAGUUCCAUGUAGAGCCCAACUAUAAACCAUGGAAGUUCCCUNCGAAGGUACUUUUGGCACUUCAAGAUCUCUACAAAUCCCUGAGCAAUCCAGAGCAGCUGAGAGGAUGGAGAUUGGAGGGUGGAGAUCCAUGCGGAGAAACUUGGAUGGGAGUUUCUUGUUCUGGUUCUUCUAUUGUAGACCUACAACUACGAGAGUUAAAGCUUUUGGGAAGCCUUGGAAACCAACUUCAACAUCUCCACAACUUGAAGACCAUGGAUGUGAGCUUCAAUAAUCUUCAAGGUGAAAUUCCAUUUGGCUUGCCUCCAAAUGCUACUCAUAUAAACAUGGCUUGUAACAAUCUGACCCAGAGUAUCCCUUUCUCCUUACCUCUUUUGACAUCUCUUCAGUCUCUCUAUUUGCACUCGUCGUUUUACCCUCCUAUAGCCCAUAGCGAUCUCAAAGCAACAAACAUCUUACUAGACGAAGAACUUACACCUCGUAUUGCUGAUUGUGGGCUUGCUAGUUUAAGGCCACUUACAAGCAACAGUGUUAAACUUCGGGCUUCAGAGAUAGCGAUACAGAACACGGGCUACAUAGCACCAGAACAUGGUCAACCAGGAAGCAGUGGCACAAAGAGUGACACUUAUGCACUGGGAGUGCUACUCUUGGAACUGUUAACAGGAAGGAAAGCAUUUGACAGCUCACGACCCCGAGGAGAACAGCUACUGGUGAAAUGGGCAUCAACCAGACUUCAUGACAGGCGAAGCUUAGAGCAGAUGAUUGAUGGAGGGAUAGCCGGCACAUUCUCUUCAAGAGUCGCCUCACAAUACGCAGACAUUAUCUCCCUAUGCACUCAGGUAGAGAAAGAGUUCAGACCAGCGGUUUCAGAAAUAGUGGAAGCACUCACUGCACUGAUACAGAAACAGAACAAGGAAGCAAGCAGUAGUGUCGCAGACAAGACCGACCCUUUUAGUAAAUCUUUCUGCUCAACACGCACACGGUUCAUCUCCUCACCUACCUUCAGCUACCUCUCUUCUUGACCAUUUUCUGUAUCUCUUUUUCAUGCACAGAUACCUUACUGUCAAUAUAAUAGUUAGCAUAUGAUGAACACGUAUUAGUCUUUGUAAAAGGAUGUUACUUGGUACAUGAUAGAAAUAAAUAAAAAAGAGUUUGAAACAA